GUAUGAGCUGUUUAUGUCACUGAGUAAAAUUAGCUGUGCCUGUUGCUAAUACCAGAGGAUGAAACAUGAGACGGGGCCGAGCACGUGAGAGCCUUUUCUCUGGGAAGGUUGGUGAAGCUUCACUCCUUCACUCUCGAUCUGUAACUGAUGGAAAAGUUUGAAACCUUCUGUCUUCCAUAGAGCUUCGGUGAAGCAGAUUAUACUGUGCUUUUCAAAAUACCUAAGAUGGGGCGUGAGCAAUACACCACAACCACAGAAGGCACCCACAUAGAGAGGCCAGAGAAUCAGUGCGUCUACAAAAUUGGCAUUUAUGGAUGGAGGAAGCGUUGCCUCUACUUGUUUGUUCUUCUUUUACUCAUCAUCCUCGUUGUGAAUUUUGCUCUUACCAUUUGGAUUCUUAAAGUGAUGUGGUUUUUUCCAACAGGAAUGGGUCACUUGCAAGUAACAAAAGAUGGACUUCGGCUGGAAGGGGAGUCGGAAUUUUUAUUCCCGCUGUACGCCAAAGAAAUAUGCUCCAGAACGGACUCGCCUCUGCUUCUGCAGUCCACGCAGAAUGUGACCCUGAACGCACGUAACUCGGAAGGGGAGGUCACGGGCAGGUUAAAAGUGGGUCCCCAAAUGGUAGAAGUGCAGAGUCAGCAGUUUCAGAUCAGCUCCAAAGACGGCAAGCCGCUGUUCACUGCUGACGAAAAGGAAGUUGUGGUUGGUACAGGCAAACUUAGAGUGACUGGGCCUGAAGGAGCUCUUUUUGAACAUUCAGUGGAGACACCCCUUGUCACAGCGGACCCCUUUCCAGACCUUCGGUUAGAAUCCCCCACCCGGAGUCUGAGCAUGAACGCCCCAAGGGGCAUUCACAUUAAAGCGCUUGCUGGAGAAAUCGAGGCCCUUUCCCAGGAGGAUAUCAUUCUCCACAGCAGCGAAGGAACGCUUGUGCUUGAUGCUGAAACCCUGUGUCUACCCAAGUUGGUACAGGGGACUCAGGGUCCCGCUGGCAGCUCACAGGGACUCUAUGAGAUUUGCGUGUGUCCAGAUGGGAAGCUGUUCCUGUCUGCGGCUGGCAUGGCCACCACGUGCCAGGAGCACAGUCACAUCUGUCUCUGAGCGGCCUGCCCCUCCCAUGGAGCACCCACCCCCUCCAGGGAGCAGCGCGGUGCCGCCGGCCUCAAGCCCUCACACCUGGGGAGUGGCCGGACAUCCUGCAGGACCGGGGAGGUGACCAUGGGCAGGAGGCAGGAGGACAUGCUUUCCAGAGGAACUAAAAAACUACAUGAUCUCAAAAUGGCGUGUGGAUGUUAGAAACAGAAGUGGAAGAAAUAUCAAAGCAACAUAUUUAUUCCACGGGAUUAAUUUUCAUGAGAACAAUUGUGACUGUUCCACACCUCCCUCCCCAGUACUCGGACAUGUCCACGUGCAAUGAAGUGUUGAGUUGCUGUGUGGAACUGAUUUAUGAUAUUCAACUGUGGAUACUAACUCCCUGUAAGUCACAUUGGUCAGUGCUAAAAUGCUUCCUUUCUAUCACUCAAACCUCAAGGUCUCCCUUCAGCUGGAUGCAAGGUGUGUCAGGCUACACAAGAAAAUCUUCACGUUUUAAAGUGAAUUUGAGAUUUAUCUGAUUUUCAAUAUGGAGUCAAAGGAAUAAAUUACACAAAAUCAGUCAUGUAAGCAAUAAACAUCAACCUAUAUUUUUCACAUACUUCACAGUUGAAGAGUGCCUUACUUUCCUUAAUCCUCACAACACUUUGAGGUAGGCAUUAUUUUUCCCCAAGUGUCUGGUGACAAAGACUCAGGACAAGUCACGUCACACAGCAACUACUGCAAUCAAACCAAAAUGUUUGCAUAGCAUUUUCACUUUGAAAAACGCUGAUAUGCUGCCUCAUUCCAUCCAGAACACCCAGCUGUGUGAUAACCAGACAGAUGAAGUUACACUUAUUUGACAAAUGCAGAACCUGGGUCCCAAAGGGGUCUAGUCACCCACCAGGAUCAAUGGUCUUGAUCAGCGCAAGGCGGGCUCCUCCCUGCUCAGCCCAGGUACUUACCUCCUCCGUGCAGCAGAUAAAAGACUGGCUGUAACUUCACGGGACCAGAUGCUCGCAGCUUGUGGAAAUGUUUAGUGCCAGUGGGUGUGUCAGUUGCCAUAGACAUCAAUGGGACACAUCUAACACACGGAGACAGGUUUGCUCUGUGCAGGCCACUCACUCACUUUGUAAGGUGCGCUCCAUCACAAAAUUGGUAGGAUUGGUUUUGGUUUUGUUUUACCUAUUGUUACAAUAAGAAUCUCCAAACAGCUCAAGACACAGUGAGACCAACAACAUUGCCACUUUCUGAUGACAGGGUUUAUAACUGUAAACACAAGUUCAUUUGCUACAAUCUCAGAAUCAAGAGAAAGGAGAAAAGGGAACUCCUUAUUUCUAGUGCUGUUUUAAUAUGUUCAUUUAACAGCGCAGCUAACUUAAAACAACUCUCCCUGGUUUUUAAAUUGCUAGUAUGCAUGAACACUUGAGAUUGCAAAGUAAAAAUACAGUGCUUCCCAAGCAGUUAAGAGCAAAACACUCAACUCUAAAUGUAAUGCUCCUCAAGUUUCACAGAGGGCUGUGUGCUUUCAAUUAUAAAUUGGCGUUAACCUUUUACACUUAGUUAAGUCCUGAUUUUUUAAAUUAAUAUCUGCUUUCCUACUGCAGUAUUCCUAUUGUCAUAGUAAAUAGUUCUGCUGUUUUGUCACAUUUACUCUCCUGUUCCAUGUUUGUACAAGACAUGUCUUCAAUUCCAGUUGACCACAACACAGGGUCACUGAACAUUGAUAAACUAGCUUGGUUCUCACAGUACAUGUCCAAGAAAUGGUGCUUAGACGAUAAAGUGAGGUCAAGAAAAAUAAUCAAGGAGAAAGUAUGGAGAAUAGAACCUUUUGAAUAAAAGUUAAACCUUUCUAUUUUUUA
Messenger RNA from Microcebus murinus (gray mouse lemur), 2933 nucleotides. RefSeq names its product sarcoglycan gamma (gene SGCG). Gene Ontology annotation, biological process: cardiac muscle tissue development; heart contraction. The record is from RefSeq and is a predicted model, not a curated record. NCBI's taxonomy places the organism in Eukaryota, Metazoa, Chordata, Mammalia, Primates, Cheirogaleidae. Gene Ontology annotation, cellular component: sarcoglycan complex; sarcolemma.